This is a messenger RNA of Cucumis melo (muskmelon), 1038 nucleotides long. Its product is annotated as protein SPEAR1-like. The record is from RefSeq and is a predicted model, not a curated record. NCBI's taxonomy places the organism in Eukaryota, Viridiplantae, Streptophyta, Magnoliopsida, Cucurbitales, Cucurbitaceae. Bases 119 to 712 code for a protein of 197 amino acids. The transcript has 5 exons. Gene Ontology annotation, molecular function: DNA-binding transcription factor activity.
UAUCUUUAUAUAUUUGUGCAUAUAUAUAUAAUUUUUUUUUUGCUCUUAUUCUUCAUUUUGGUACAAGAUUUUUUGGGAACUUUGAAGUGAAUUUGAGUUAAUCUAGUUUGUGAUAUUAAUGGGGAGUGGUUAUUUUGGGGAACCAAGUUUAGGUAAUAAUAAUGAAAGAGGGAGCGGAUCUUCGUCGUCGUCAUCACCGUCGUCUUCCAGAAGAGGGAAAAAGGGUGGUUCUGACAAGCAGCCAAGGCAACCCCAAAGAGGACUUGGAGUUGCUCAGCUUGAGAAGAUCAGAUUGCAUGGUGAAAUUGCUUCCGCUGGUUUUCAUCCCACUUCUUAUGCUUUCACCAAUGAUCAAGAAAUAGCGAGGGUGCAAACGGGUUAUGCGUCGGUACCAUCUUCCACCUCCUCUUCGCCGUCUUAUGGCUUCCCCUCUAAUGUUAUGAUGGGGUUUGGAGAAUAUGAAAGAAGAAGCCUCAGAGAUGGUGAUUCUCAGUAUAGCACAAGAUGGGAUCCAAGCAAUAAUGGUGGGAUCUUAGAGAGCCAACAUUUUGCACAGCCAAAUAUGACAUGUUAUCUUCAAAAUCCACAAGCAGAUCAGUGGACACAAAGCAGAAGGAGCAAAAGGCAAGAGAGGAGUGGAAAUAUGGGUCAAAAUUCUGAAGGAUGUGAGAGCCAAGAAUUGGAUUUGGAGCUUAGACUCUCAAUAAUCUAAAAUUAAUCAAACAAUUAUUAAUUGGAUAUUGGGAUUUGGAUUUGGAUUUGGAUUUGGAUUUGGAUAAACCCCUGUUUUUAUCAAUACACAUAAUUUUCGGUGGGAAAUUAGUGGAACAAUAUAGUUAUAACCAUCAUCUGUGGAUGAUCUCUCAAUUGAUGCAAGUCAAAAGAGACCAACACACCAACUUUUUCUUCCUUUUCUCUUCUAAAUCUCUAAUCCAUCACUAUGUAUGUAUGUAUCCAUGUAACCCCUGAUCUCCUCUCUCAUUUCUUUUUGGAAUACUCUUUUCUUAUUUCUUCAUUCAUUAUCUUUUAUCUCUCUCA